AUGCGUACAACUACUGUCUCUCCAAGAACUACAGUAUCGGAAUCGAGUCACUACGGAAACGAUGUCACAGAUAGAGUCGAUGCGAGCAACAUCGUCCCCAACCGACAGCCGACGACAACACCGUCGCAUACUGAGCCGGAAAUGGAUGUACAUCAGCCGAUUCCGCCAUCGCCUUCCCAUAGGAAUACCUCUGAUGAGACAGCCACAUAUGCAACUCCCCCUAACGGCAGAGAGUUCGGUAUAGAGAUCAGCAAGGGGGUCGAAGAGAAACAAGAAGCGAAACAAAUGGGCUAUCGUACGAAGACCUUAUCAUCUGUAUAUGAUCUGCCGUUCGGUGAAGCAAUGGAUACGCUACCUUUACCAUCACCAGCGAGUGUCUUCUAUGCGUUCAACAGAAGGCCACGCAGUAGCCGCGAAAAUGCCGACAAUAUCACCCUGGACGUCGAGUCUAAACGGGUUAUUUUUUACACAUCAAAGUAG
This is a messenger RNA of Cooperia oncophora, 480 nucleotides long. Lineage: Eukaryota; Metazoa; Nematoda; Chromadorea; Rhabditida; Trichostrongylidae. The record is from the annotation of a GenBank genome assembly.